AGUUCAUGGUUAGUUAGAUUUUGGCUUUCAAAAGGCCAACAAUGCCUUCUUAGUUUCUUUUCAUUAAUUGUUCGUAGGAAAAAAUGGCGCUUCAAGAAGAAAAUAAUCAUACAAGCGAAUCAUCGCACAGCGUCUCAAAUGGCAAUGGUGCCCAAUUGCCAGACUGGAUAACAGCAGAACUGUUCAACAACUUCCUAAAGGAAACAGUGCCGGGAUUCAGAGAAAUCAAAAGCUUCAAAACAAAGUCCGCCGUGGCCCCGGGUGAAAAUUAUGCCACCAUCAUGCUGCGAAUCGCAAUGGAAAUCAGCACGCAAUCUGGCAAGGAGAAGACUCUGUCAUAUAUGAUGAAAAUACCACUUGAAUCAAUUAAGGACUUAAUGGAGAAGCGAAACGUAUUUGACGUUGAAUCCAUGAUGUACCGUUCGAUAUACGCUCUGUGA
Messenger RNA from Rhagoletis pomonella (apple maggot), 440 nucleotides. RefSeq lists its product as uncharacterized. The record is from RefSeq and is a predicted model, not a curated record. The transcript has 3 exons. Bases 84 to 440 code for a protein of 118 amino acids. Lineage: Eukaryota; Metazoa; Arthropoda; Insecta; Diptera; Tephritidae.